AUGACUCGCCCUCACCCUCUACAUUCAAUAACAGCAGAGGAGAUUACCCAAGCCUCCACCUUGCUCAAGGCCAUUCUCCGAGAGAGACAUGGGCCUGACUUCAAGUUCAGGUUCAAGAACGUCAGCAUCCAGGAACCCCCCAAGGCCCUGCUUCUUCCGUACCUCGACGCCGAGGCCGCCGGCGUGGAUGCCAAGCACAGGCCAUUCGUCCCCCGUUGCGCCGACAUUGUCUGGACGUCUGGCAAUGAACGAACACUCUGCCAAAGCACCAUCAGUCUCGACAGCUUCACUGAAGUGGUGCGGAUCCAGGCUGCCCCUGGGCAACAUUCAUCUCUUGACAGAGAUGAAAUGCGCAAAUCAGCACGCAAAAUAUUAGAUGAUGUUAUUGUCAAGGAGGCUAUCAAGAAUCUCAACCUUCCAGAGUCAUGUGUAGUCCAGUGCGAUUGCUGGCCAUACGGUGCCGAUCGUGAUUCAACCCUGGAAACUCACAAGUACAUCCAGGGUCUUCUCUACGCCCGUGCCCCCAAUGGGCACCCCGAGAGUAAUCAGUACUCCUUUCCCCUUCCAUUCUCCCCUGUCCUUGAUGUCUUUGAGGAUCAGAUUGUGCGUCUGGAGCCUCUUGCUUCAGGUGGUAAGGAGGACGGCCUCAAAUAUCACACUGCCGGAGAAGAACCCAUGGCACACUGUGCAAAGAACGAGUAUUACCCUGGAUUGCAGAGCUCAAAGACACGCGACGAUGUAAAGCCAUUACACGUUGAACAGCCCGAGGGACCCUCAUUCACAAUCACCGAUACCAACUGUGUAUCGUGGCAGAAAUGGAGGAUCAGGGUCGGCUUCAACUACCGAGAAGGCUUGACCUUGCAUGACAUCAGAUACGACGGCCGCCCCAUGUUCUACCGUCUGAGCAUCAGCGAGAUGACAGUUCCUUACGGAGACCCCCGUAGUCCCUUUCACAGAAAGCAGGCUUUCGAUCUCGGUGACGCCGGUGCCGGAAGCACAGCAAACAACCUGGCACUAGGGUGUGAUUGCCUUGGAACGAUCAAGUACUUUGGCGGGUGGCUCAACAACGAGGACGGUGAGCCAGUUGAGGCAGGAAACGUCAUCUGUCUGCAUGAGCAAGACGGUGGUAUUGGAUGGAAGCACACCAACCAUCGCACACAAGGCGUGGCCAUCACAAGGGCGAGGAACCUCAUAUUCCAGAGCAUCUUGACGGUAGGAAACUAUGAGUACAUCUUCGCGUGGAUCUUUUGGCAAAACGGCAACAUCGAGAUGGAGACACGGGCGACUGGCAUUCUCUCGACCUCGCUGAUCGACCCCGGUAAGACAUCUGAAUGGGGCAAUGUCGUCUCUGCUGGUGUCUUGGCUGCAAAUCACCAGCAUCUGUUCUCGCUCCGUGUCGAUCCUAUGCUUGAUGGACACAACAACUCCCUAAUCCAGGAGGAAUCAAUCCCAGUGCCGCAAUCAGAGGAAGAGAAUCCUCACGGCAACGCAUGGCGCGUGGUCAAGACACCCUUUGCCAAGUCAGGAUUCGCCGACGCCUCCCCCUUCACCAACCGCUGCUUCAAGAUUGUCAAUGAGUCGGUGCGCAACCCCAUCUCAGACAACCCCGUCGGCUUCAAGCUCGUACCACAGCCAUGCCAGCUGCUCCUGGCAGGCCAGAACUCUGUCGUCCGCAAGCGAGCCCGCUUUGCAGAGCAUCACAUGUGGGUAACCCGCUACCGAGAUGGCGAUCUGUGGGCGGGCGGCAGGUGGACGAAUCAGUCACUCCAAGAGACAGAUGGCGUGGCAGACUAUGCAUCCAGGGAUGAAGAUGUGCGAGAUCAGGAUAUUGUGAUUUGGCAUACUUUUGGCAUGACACAUAACCCGCGAGUGGAGGAUUUCCCUGUCAUGCCUGUGGAAGUUUCAACUAUUUCCCUGAAGCCGGCGGACUUCUUCACUGCGAACCCUGCGCUCGACGUGCCCCAAAGCACGCAGGCAGUGAAUAAGAGUACACUGGUGGUGCAGUCGCAUCCAGUUGUCAGCCACAAGUCAUCUUCUUCAUCGGCAGGAUGCUGUCAUGCAAGGUUGUAA
Messenger RNA from Clonostachys byssicola, 2070 nucleotides. Lineage: Eukaryota; Fungi; Ascomycota; Sordariomycetes; Hypocreales; Bionectriaceae. The record is from the annotation of a GenBank genome assembly.